Messenger RNA from Leptosia nina, 2049 nucleotides. Lineage: Eukaryota; Metazoa; Arthropoda; Insecta; Lepidoptera; Pieridae. The record is from the annotation of a GenBank genome assembly.
AUGUCAUCAAGAACAGGCCAGCGUGGGCCGUCCCUGUCCACGAGUCAACGCAAGCACCGGUCUAGGUCUGCCCCACGGUAUGAUCUCGAGAAGAAACCGAAGAAGAAGGAUGUAAAGUCAUCUGGCACAAGUAGUCUUGUGUCCAUCCCAAAUAGCAUUAAGUUGACUAUGCUGAACAGCGGCCUUAUUUCGUUUGCUGACGAGAACGGUUCCGUAUCGGAGACGAUACCAGACAAGCCAGUCGAGCUGAAGAACUUCCCCAAGCUGUGUGAACAGCGGCGAAAGUUUCCUGUUCUCUACAAACUUGAGUUCCAGACGGCGACGAAGGUGGAAACACACGCGUGCAGACACGCAACCAAAAAGACUAAUUUACACAAAAACCAGAACCAAAAAGUCAUUCCUUACGACUACAAUCGAGUGGUGCUACAAACAGUUGAUCGUGAGCCGGACUCCGAUUACAUAAACGCUUCCUAUAUAGAUAGUAUAUUAAAACCAAAUGCAUACAUAGUGACUCAGGGGCCAACGGAAGAAACAGUGGUAUCGUUUUGGCGGAUGAUUUGGCAAGAAAGAGCUGCCGCCAUCGUUAUGCUUACGAAGACUUUUGACUUUAUUAAGGUGAUGUGUGUCCAGUAUUGGCCGGCCAGUAAAGAAAAGGACGAAUCUUACGGCGAUAUCAGCGUAGGAAUAGUCCAAGAAGAAGAGUUAGCGAAUUUUCACAUACGAACCUUUCGGCUUUAUAAAACCGAUAAGAGUGUGGUGAUAGAAGAACGUUUUUUACUACAAUUCCAUUAUACACAGUGGCACUCGCACUCUUGCCCAUUCGGAAAUGCGCUAUUAGAGUUCAGAAGGAGAGUCAGGGCUGUAGUAGGAAGGAGAUUGGUAGCUAGCACUGGCACUGGUCCAAUGGUAGUUCAUUGCAACGACGGCGGUGGACGAUCGGGGGUUUAUUUGGCCGUCGAUGCCAAUUUAGAAUUAGCGGAAGAAGAAGACUGUUUCGACGUUUUUGGAUAUUUGAAAAAGCUACGACAAUCUAGGAAAGGGCUUAUUGAAAAUGAGGAACAAUACAAAUUUGUCUACGACACUUUAGAGGAGCACGUUGUGUGUGGCGUUAGUUGGUUUCCUGUCUCGGAACUGUCACAGAGGCUAAAGCAAAAGUCGCAACGGGACCCGGUGACUAAGCUGAACGAGUAUCAGAAAGAAUACCAACAGAUUUGCAAGCAAACGCCGCGAUUCACAAUCGGCGACUGCGCUGGUGGACACAGGGGGGAUAAUAGGGAGAAAAAUAGAGAUGUUCUGGUCGUUCCACCUGAUAAUUUCCGACCAUAUUUAACAUCAUUUCAAGGGAACAGCUUCACGGAUUACAUCAACGCUGUGUUUGUUGACGGUUAUACGAAGCCUCGUGAGUACAUAGUGACUGAAUGGCCGUUAGUACGUACUCAGGGCGAGUUUUGGUCUCUCGUCUAUGACUACGAAUGUGCAGCUGUUGUUGUGCUGUGCGUUCCACCGAAAAACUCGCAACAAUUUCCGCCUUUCUGGCCUGAAAGCCGGCACUCAAAGAAAUACGGCCCCGUCUUCACAAUAGAUCACGUCUCGCACAACCAUUAUACGAAUAUCAAAACUUGGAUAUUCAGAAUUAAUAAGAAGAUCGUCUCACUAACUGAGCUUAUGGCAGGCGUAAAAGCUCCACCCAAGACUGUUCAGCUUUUCCAACUCACGUGUUGGCCGAUGGGGCACAAAGUGCCUUCAUCCACGAAUUCACUCGUCGAACUCAUGAAUAUGGUGGAACGCUGGAGGCAGAGGACUGAUUACGGACCGGUCUGUGUUGUGUCGCCUGACGGUCGAAGUCGAGCUGGAGUCUACUGUGCAGCGAACGCGUGCAUAGAACAAGUUAUACAACACGGCGAAGUGGAUGUAUUUCAAGCCGUCAAGACUGUUAGACGACAUCGGCCGCAGCUUGUCGAGAAUAUGACUGAAUACAAAUAUUGCUACGAUCUAGUUCUGCACUAUGUGCUGCACUAUUUAAAUAAAGACAUGAAUGAGAAGAAGUGA